GGGAGAGUAUGAUAUAUUAACUUCCUUUUUCUCCUUCACUACUAUGUCUCUCCUGUUCUACGAAAAAAAAAAAACCUCCAACAACUUUCUCUCUCUAGGGUUUCAAAAGGGAAACUGUCACUGAAACUCACCAUCUUAAGGCCUCGUACAGCUUUGAGCAAGGUUUGUUUUUUGUGUGUGUUUAUCGGAUUAACGACAGGUAACGGAAAAGAGAGGAAAAAGAAAAUCAGCUUAUUUUUUUGGCGGCUUUCAACGGCGUAGUGGAUCGUCAUUUUACUUUAGUUUCGUCGUGGAUUUCAUGUUUUUGAUGCGGAAUGAUUGUUGGUAUGGACCUAAAUGCUUCCCCAUUACCUGAAGAUGAUGAAGAUCCAUAUGAAACACAUAUAGAACACUACUCUGCUCCAGAAGAGCAUGUAGAAUCUGCAGUUGAAAUUUCACGGCGGGAACGCGAAGAGAGACGGAAGAGAUUGAGAAGUGACCGACCAGAUGACCGGCCAGUACAUAUCUCUCAGCCUGUUAUAUAUGAUCACUUCUAUCAAAAUAGGAACUCAACAUUUUAUGAUAAAAGCAGGAUCCCUCCUGGUUGGUUGGAUUGUCCUGCGGUUGGUAAGGAAAUAGGCUGCAUCAUUCCUUCGAAGGUUCCACUUGGUGAAUCUUAUAAUGACUGUGUUCCUCCUGGUAAAAGAUACUCUUUUAAACAAGCGGUUCAUAAGCAAGAAGUUUCAGGAAGAAAGCUUGGUUUGGUGAUUGAUUUGACGAACACUUCUCGUUACUAUCAAACUACAGACCUGAAGAAAAAAGGCAUUAAGCAUGUAAAGAUACAAUGUAGGGGAAGGGAUGCUGUACCUGAGAAUGCGUCUGUAAAUACCUUUGUUUAUGAGGUGUCACAAUUUCUCCUACGUCAGAAAUCAAAUAAAUAUAUUCUUGUCCAUUGUACUCAUGGUCAUAACCGCACUGGCUACAUGAUUAUUCACUAUCUCAUGCGAACACAGCCAAUGUCUGUUACUCAGGCAAUAAAAUUUUUUUCUGAGGCACGCCCACCAGGAAUAUAUAAACCAGACUAUAUUGAUGCCCUGUAUGCAUUUUAUCAUGAAAGAAGACCAGAAUCUCUUGUCUGCCCUCCAACUCCUGAGUGGAAAAGAUCUUCUGAUCUUGAUCUCAACGGUGAAGCAGCUGUAGAUGAUGAUGAUGAUGAUGAUGAUGAUGGAGCUCCAACUGCAUUACCUGAGAAUCAUGAAACUGAUGUAAUGUUGACAAAUGAUGACGUUUUGGGUGAUGAAAUACCUCAUGACCAGCAGGUACAAAUGAGGCAAUUCUGCUAUCAACAAUUGAAGUUAAAUACUGGGGUUAGAGGGCAUGCACAGUUCCCGGGAUCACAUCCAGUUUCGCUGAACAGGGACAAUUUACAACUUUUAAGGCAACGCUAUUAUUAUGCCACUUGGAAAGCAGAUGGAACACGAUAUAUGAUGUUAAUAACUAUCGAUGGAUGUUACUUAAUUGAUAGAAGUUUCAAUAUCCGAAGGGUUCAGAUGAGGUUUCCAUGCAGGCACAAUAAAGGUGUAGGUGGCAUGAGUCAUCAUUUGACAUUGCUUGAUGGGGAAAUGAUAAUUGACACCCUGCCAGACUCACGGAAGCAAGAGAGAAGAUAUCUCAUCUAUGAUAUGAUGGUUCUUAACAAUGAACCUAUUAUAGAGCGGCCGUUCUAUGAACGAUGGAAAAUGCUGGAAAAAGAAGUGAUUGAGCCUCGAAAUUAUGAACGCCACAACAUUUACCAGGGCAGGAAUCCUUAUUACCGAUUUGACCUUGAACCCUUCAGGGUGCGGAGGAAGGACUUUUGGUUGCUUUCUACUGUAAAUAAGGUUUUGAAAGAGUUUAUCCCCAAGCUCUCUCACGAGGCAGAUGGUCUUAUUUUUCAGGGUUGGGAUGAUCCUUAUGUACCUCGCACUCAUGAAGGUCUUUUGAAGUGGAAAUAUGCUCAGUUGAACUCUGUUGACUUUCUAUUUGAGAUUGGAAGCGAUGAUCGUGAACAACUUUUUCUCCAUGAACGGGGAAGAAAGAAGUUGAUGGAAGGGAAUACUGUUGAAUUCAGAGAGGUUUCAGAUCAUCCUCCAUCGUUCUCUGGGAAGAUUAUCGAGUGUUCUUGGGAUCCUGAUCGACAAGGGUGGGUCUAUAUGAGGAUCAGGACAGAUAAGUCAACUCCCAAUGAUAUUAAUACUUACAGGAAGGUUAUGCAAAGUAUAAACGAUAAUAUCACAGAAGAAAUCUUAUUAAACGAGAUUAACGAGAUCAUUCGCUUGCCCAUGUAUGCUGAUAGAAUAAGGAUGGACAGCAAGGCCCACCUGCAUACAAAUUCAGCACGACGGAGGUGACGGAUAUAGCAAACUGGUUGUUAUGCAGCCGAUCAAGGUACUGAAUGGUUCGAUGUGCUUUUCUUUAGCCUGUGUUUUUAAAUGCUUCUAGGUGUAUUUUGGUAGGAAUUAGGCGCAUAAUUGAGUUGUUUGUAUCAUAUCAUGUAUGUAAUUAGCUAUCCCCUUCUUUAGUCAGUCUUUAUAGUGUUGUGCCAUGCUGUUGAGUUGCAUGAUCCAGGUGGUGCAUUAGUUGAAUAGUUAACUAUUUUUCUUAUAGUUGUUUAGAUUAGAGGAUUAGCAUUAGCAUUAGCAUUAGGAUUAGGAUAAUCAUGUAUGUAUAUUAGUGAUAAUAUUUAAAUUAAUCAAUAUUUUUUCCCUUUAUCUAGA
Molecule: messenger RNA, 2735 nt
Organism: Gossypium raimondii (Peruvian cotton)
Lineage: Eukaryota; Viridiplantae; Streptophyta; Magnoliopsida; Malvales; Malvaceae
Exons: 18
Coding region: 315-2369 (684 amino acids)
Biological process (GO): DNA recombination; protein dephosphorylation; 7-methylguanosine mRNA capping
Molecular function (GO): mRNA 5'-triphosphate monophosphatase activity; protein tyrosine/serine/threonine phosphatase activity; mRNA guanylyltransferase activity
Source: RefSeq, a predicted model, not a curated record